AUUCUCGUCAAAACCUUGCGAGUAGACCCUAAUCAUAUUUGCCCCGCCGAUAAUCUCCGCCGCCAAGACUGAAGACUCUCCGGUCUUCUCCGAUUUCCCAGUUUUCAGUGACCGCAAAAUGCGCCGUAAGUGAUGCAGAAGCUACUCGCCGGAAAACCCAUAGCCACCGCAACACUCCCAUCCCUCAACUCUUUCCUUUCCUCCUAUCUCUCCCAUGAUUCCCUUUCUCUAGCGAUUUCCAAGAAUCCCAAACAAGCCCUUAACCCCAUGGCCACAGUUCCGUCGCCGGCCGCCUCCACCCUCCGUUAUUUCCAUCACCUCUCUCGUCUGAACCCAGCCGUGGUCUCCUCCGCCGGCGUUGGGCUGUGUAGUUCGGGUAAUUUGUCUCUUGAGUGUACUGGCCCGCGGCCGAGGUCAUGGGUUGCUCUGAGGCAGGAGAAUAGCAGGGGGACCCACAGAGCGUGGGUGGGAACUGUUGCAGAGGGGUCUGAAGGGGCGGAAAGUGGUGUUGAGACAGGUGAGCAGAGCGGCAGUGGUGUGGAGGAAAGGCCGGCAGCGAGGCUGCAGAGGAGGCAGAGGGGCGGCGGUGAUGCCCCAGAGAGAGAGUUGGCCGGAGCUCCUGAUUUGCUGACAAUCCCCGGCGUGGGGCCUAGAAAUUUUCAGAAGCUGGUGAAGAAUGGUUUUGAGGGUGUCUCUCAACUCAAGCAGCUGUACAGAGACAAGUUCUAUGGGAAGCAAAGUGAGAAGAUGGUAGAGUUUUUACAGAGUUCCGUGGGGAUAGUCCAUAAAAACCAUGCAGAGAGUAUCACAACAUUCAUCAAGCAAAGUGUAGACGAAGACGAGACAAAAGAGGACUCUAUUUCUGCUCUAAAGGUGACACAAAAGAAACGCAUCACUUUUUGUGUGGAGGGAAACAUAAGUGUCGGCAAAACAACUUUUCUGCAAAGGUUAGCGAACGAAACGCUGGAGUUGCAAGAUCUUGUCGAGAUUGUUCCGGAGCCUGUUGACAAGUGGCAGAAUGUGGGUCCCGAUCAUUUCAACAUAUUAGACGCCUUCUAUGCCGAGCCAGAAAGAUACGCGUAUACCUUCCAGAACUAUGUUUUUGUCACAAGAUUGAUGCAAGAGAGGGAAUCGUCGUCCGGUAUCAAGCCUCUGAGGUUAAUGGAAAGAAGUGUUUUUAGUGAUCGUAUGGUUUUUGUAAGAGCUGUCCACGAAGCGAAGUGGAUGAACGAGAUGGAGAUAAGCAUUUACGACUCAUGGUUUGAUCCGGUGCUUUCAAGUUUGCCCGGACUUAUACCCGACGGGUUCAUCUAUCUGCGGGCAAGCCCAGACACUUGCCACAAGAGAAUGAUGCUGCGCAAGAGGUCUGAGGAGGGUGGGGUCUCACUCGAAUAUUUACAAGGCUUGCAUGAAAAACACGAGAAUUGGCUUUUCCCUUUCGAGAGUGGGAAUCAUGGGGUGUUGUCCGUUAUCAAACCCACACAAAGCAUAGACAACUCCUUGUCUCCCGAUAUCAGCGAUAGGGUGUUUUAUUUGGAGGGAAAUCAUAUGCAUCCGAGCAUUCAAAAGGUUCCUGCUUUGAUUCUUGAUUGUGAACCCAACAUCGAUUACUCCAAAGAUAUUGAAGCAAAGAAACAGUACGCGCGCCAAGUAGCCGAGUUCUUCCAAUUUGUGAAGAAAAAGAAAGAGGUGACCGAUGCUACGACACCCGGGUGUGGGGAGGCCCCUACAAUGCCCAAUCAACCACAAGUGAUACUACCUCACAAAGGGGACUUGUGGAUCCCCGGGGGUAAGUUCCCGGGCACGCCCCUCAAAUCUUUGGAUUUCAAGCAAACCGUGGCGCCGUCUUUGUCCCUCCGCUAGCUAGCGGAAAUCAACGGGGCGGCAAGAGGGCUGUGUGCCACCAGCCUACAUGUAAAAAAAGUUAGCACUCAAAAUCAAAUUCCUUAACCUCUUAUGUUUUUAGUUUGGAUGGUGCUGAUGCUUCGUUUGUG
Molecule: messenger RNA, 1994 nt
Organism: Cuscuta campestris
Lineage: Eukaryota; Viridiplantae; Streptophyta; Magnoliopsida; Solanales; Convolvulaceae
Source: the annotation of a GenBank genome assembly